This is a messenger RNA of Castor canadensis (American beaver), 2104 nucleotides long. RefSeq names its product solute carrier family 39 member 7 (gene Slc39a7). Gene Ontology annotation, cellular component: membrane. Gene Ontology annotation, molecular function: zinc ion transmembrane transporter activity. NCBI's taxonomy places the organism in Eukaryota, Metazoa, Chordata, Mammalia, Rodentia, Castoridae. The record is from RefSeq and is a predicted model, not a curated record. Gene Ontology annotation, biological process: zinc ion transmembrane transport; intracellular zinc ion homeostasis.
AUAUUGGUAAAGGUAUUGGGGCGGAGAUAGAACGGAACUUCCUGUUCUCGCGGGAGGUAGAGGCGUGACUGCCACGUCCGAGCAAACUGGGAAAGGAGAGGAUCCCGGAGCCGUGUGAUGGCCAGAGGCCUGCGGGCCCCCCACUGGGUGGCCGUGGGACUGCUGACCUGGGCAGCCCUGGGGCUGCUGGUGGCCGGACACGAGGGUCAUGGUGAUCCGCACAAGGACGUGGAAGAAGAAUUCCAUGGCCACAGGCACUCACAUGAAGAUUUCCACCAUGGACACAGCCAUGCCCAUGGCCAUGGCCACACUCACGAGAGCAUCUGGCAUGGGCAUACUCACGAUCACGACCAUGGACAUUCACACGAGGAUUUGCACCAUGGUCAUAGCCGUGGCCACUCGCACGAAAGCUUCCACCACAGAGGACAUGGAUAUGACCAUGAACAUAGCCAUGGAGGCUACAGGGAGUCUGGGGUUCCAGGCAUCAAGCACGACCUGGACACUGUCACCCUCUGGGCCUAUGCACUGGGGGCCACAGUGCUGAUCUCUGCCGCUCCAUUUUUUGUUCUCUUCCUCAUCCCAGUGGAGUCAAACUCGCCUAGACAUCGCUCUCUACUCCAGAUCUUGCUCAGUUUUGCUUCUGGGGGGCUCCUAGGUGAUGCCUUCCUGCACCUUAUCCCUCAUGCUCUGGAACCACAUUCUCAUCACACUCUGGAGCAACCUGGACAUGGACACUCCCACAGUGGUCAGGGUCCCAUUCUGUCUGUGGGACUGUGGGUUCUCAGUGGAAUUGUCGCCUUUCUUGUGGUGGAGAAAUUUGUGAGACAUGUGAAAGGAGGACAUGGACACAGUCAUGGACGUGGUCACACACAUGGAAGUCAUGCACAUGGAAGACAGGAGCAUUCUUCAAAGGAGAAGCUCAGCUCAGAGGAAGAAGAAAAGGAAGAAGCAAAGUUGCGGAAAAGGAAAGGAGGGAGCAUAGGGCCUAAAGAUGGGCCAGUAAAACCUCAGAACCCUGAAGAAGAAAAAACAGGUUCAGACCUGCGUGUGUCUGGAUACCUGAAUCUGGCUGCUGACUUGGCACACAAUUUCACAGAUGGUCUGGCCAUUGGUGCUUCCUUUCGAGGGGGCAGAGGGCUGGGGAUCCUGACCACAAUGACUGUUCUGCUACAUGAAGUGCCCCAUGAAGUUGGGGACUUUGCCAUCUUGGUCCAGUCUGGCUGCAGCAAAAAACAGGCGAUGCGUCUACAAUUACUGACAGCAGUAGGAGCAUUGGCAGGCACAGCCUGUGCUCUUCUCACUGAAGGAGGGGCAGUGGGCAAUGAAGUUGCAGGUGGUGCAGGUCCUGGCUGGGUUCUGCCAUUCACUGCAGGUGGUUUUAUCUACGUAGCAACCGUGUCUGUGUUGCCUGAGCUGUUGAGGGAGGCGUCACCAUUGCAAUCACUUCUGGAGGUGCUGGGGCUGCUGGGGGGAGUUAUUAUGAUGGUGUUGAUUGCCCACCUUGAGUGACAGAUGGGAUAAGUGGCCACUACUCCUGCCCCAAACCUCUUCUCCUAACUGUAAGUCGGGGCCUGUGGCUGUUGGGGGCCCUGGCCAGGGUCAUCUGCCAAAGCAAGGAGAUCUAUCCUAGAAUGGUGACAUUGGCAUUAAGGGCCUUCAAGGUUUGGCAGCGAAAAUGACAGGCCAGAGGGACCAAAGUGUUGGACACUGCUCAACCAUAUUGUUGGGUUUGGAGGGAUAAAUGGGGCCAUGAAAAAGGCUGGAAUGAUGACUGGUUACCUGGUGUUCCUUGCCGCACUUAUUCUCAGAGGACCAAGGUGCCACACACAAGAGUUCUCCAAGAUCUAUUCCUCUCUCCCACUGGUUGGUGAAGGCCUCAGGGAAGACCAGAGCCCUGGACAGAAGGGGGUAAUAGGAAGAGUUGGGGGUAAACAUCAAUCGUGUGUUGUGAUUUGGGAGUGAUUUGGGGUGGGAGGUGGCUGAGGGUUAGCUGGUAAUCUCAUGGCCUGAUUUUUUUUGUUGUUUAUUUCUAUUCAUUUUGUAUCAAUGUUUGAAUCGAAGAGGAGGGGUGGUGACUGGAAAUAAAGUCCUUGAAUCUUCCGCC